Molecule: messenger RNA, 7518 nt
Organism: Nerophis lumbriciformis (worm pipefish)
Lineage: Eukaryota; Metazoa; Chordata; Actinopteri; Syngnathiformes; Syngnathidae
Source: RefSeq, a predicted model, not a curated record
AUGAUUAUGAUCAGAGGAGUCCAGAAUCGACCUUCAAUUUCAGAAGCAAAAAUACCGAGACGGGCCAAUGCACUUAGAACGAAACGGGAUAUCCUCUGGGAUGAGGUCGGUACACGACACCGAAGAAACCCAAAGCAGGCAUUCAGAUCGGUCCUCUCUGAUGGGACUUUGCCACGCAGCAUUUUGCACAACUACACAGCCAGAGAUUCCUCCUCAGAAAAUUGUGGCUGCCUAAAUGGUGGCUGGUGUCAAGAUGAUGGGGUGUGUGACUGCACCCAACUCCAGGCGCUGGGAGACCGCUGCCAGAUAGUACCUAACCAGGGUCAAGACAGAGAUGGGAUUUGUAGGUCCUGGGGUCAGCACCACUAUGAAACCUUCGAUGGGAUCUACUUCUACUUUCCUGGGACGUGCUCCUACGUCCUGGCCCAAGACUGCCAUUCGACAUCACCUCAGUAUACUGUGUGGGUGCACAACAGCAGAAUGUGCAACAGCAAUUUGUAUUCAUGCCCAAGAGCUCUCACCCUGCUUUUUCCAAAUGAGGAAGAGAUCCAUAUAUCUGCAUACCAUGUCCACCAGGGAGGACACAGGCUCAGUCUACCACACACGAUAGGAGGUGUUUUCAUUGAGCGGCUUGCCGAUUACCUGCUGGUAAAGAGUGUUUUCGGAUUUUCUCUGGCCUGGGAUGGAGGCACUGGUGUCUACCUGAAGUUGAGCGAGGAGCACCAGGGCGCCCCCUGUGGUUUGUGUGGGAAUUUCAACCACAUACCAGGUGACGACCUGACCACUGUCCGUGGCAUACGGACUAAUGAGCCGGCUGUGUUUGCUAACAGCUGGGCAGUUGACCUGCCUCAUGAAAGACUUUGUCCCUUAGUGGACCUUGACUUCAGUGGACCGUGUGACUCAGAAUCUGACAUGGAUGAUGCCAUCGAGAAAUGCAGUGCUCUCCUCUUCUUCCCCUUCCUGUCCUGUCACGAGAAUAUUGAUCCCAAUCCAUUUGUUGCCAGCUGUGUCUCUGACCUUUGUAUAGCUGAUGAUGAGGAGACAUUUUGCAGAGCUUUGGUGGAGUACACCCGAGCCUGCUCUCAUGUGGGAUAUCCAGUGAGGGAAUGGAGGGAUAGUUUCCCCUCUUGUAAUGAUGGUUGCAAGGAGAGCUUCGUGUACAGAGACUGUAUCAGUUGCUGUCCUCCCACCUGUACCUUUGAAAAGGAAUGCCUUGGAACCAACCUGCAUUGCCUGGAUGGCUGCUACUGUCCUGAUGGGCUCAUUCUACAAAAUGGAACAUGUAUAGCUGCUUCUCAGUGCCCGUGUGUUUACCACGGUUCAUCAUACGUGCAUGGACAUGUGCUUCGACAGGGUUGUAAUGUUUGUGUUUGCGUGGGAGGUAUAUGGAACUGCACUGAGAACAACUGCACUGCGGAGUGUUCAGUCAUGGGUGACGUGUUUGUGACCACAUUCGAUGGGAGGAUGUUUCUUCAGCCAGGGGCGUGCCAGUACGUCCUCGCUAAGAGCCGCGGCAGCAGCAGAUUUACCGUCACACUGCAGUACACUACCUGCACUGAGAAGCUGGUAUGUAUACAGUCAGUGACUCUGUUGCUGGAAGCGGAUGUCAGUCGCCAGAUUACUCUGACCAGAGAAGGAGGGGUGAUGAUCGGCAUCAACUCGGCACCUAUGCUGCCUUACAGUGAUGAUGUCAUGGAUGUGCGUAAACUGACCUCAGUGUUCACGCAACUGAAAGCACGACUGGGGCUAAGAUUGCAUUACGAUGGCCGAGGUGGGCGAGUCCAUCUCCAGCUCGAAAGCCGCUGGCGUGGUUUGACUCUUGGUCUUUGUGGGACCUUGAAUGGAAAUCUUAGAGACGACUUUCUGUCUCCUGCUGGUAUGAUUGAGGGCACACCACAGCUACAUGCCAAUGCUUGGAAGGUCUCUUCAGCCUGUGUAGCACCGGUUAACAUGCCGAUUGUUGAUCCGUGCGAAAUUAAUCUACAGAACGUAUUUUAUGCCUCCAAAUGUGAGGUGCUCCUGGGAAGUGUGUUUGCCCCAUGCCACGGUUACAUCAGUCCAAACAUCUACCGGCAGCAGUGUCGCUACCAGGCCUGCCGUUGCGGAAGUGCUUGUCUGUGCACUGCUCUGGCUCACUACGCCCUGCUCUGCUCUAAACACGGAGUUGACGUUAAUUUCCGAGCACACGUCUCCGAAUGUGGAGUGGUGUGUCUAGGAGGGAUGCUGUACCAUUCAUGUGUGUCGUCCUGUGGGCGGUCCUGCCGCGCCCUGUCCAGCAUGGAAAUAUGUAACCCCGAUGACUGUGCCGAGGGGUGUGGCUGUCCUGAUGGCAGUUACUAUGACGACGUGCGCCAGCGAUGUGUGCGAGUAGCUCAGUGCCACUGCUACAGCAUGACUGGUGUGUCUCAACCAGGCGAGGUUAUCUUCAGCGUCACUGGACCCUGUCUGUGCAGGAAUGGGAAGUUUGAGUGUGUGCCAGAGGAAAAAGAGCCAGACAGCCCAGAGAUCGAGGAGUGCCCCAGGGGUAAAGUUUACCACAGUUGCGCUGAGCAGAGAGGCGGUGUGGCCUGUGCGCCGACAUGCCGAAACCUCAUGUUGAACGUCACCUGCUCACCCAACACCCCGUGUAUCCCGGGCUGCGUCUGCCCUCCUGGGCUGGUGAUGCACCGUGGGGAAUGUUACUAUCCAGAGAACUGCCCCUGUGUCUGGCUUGCCCUGGAGUAUCUCCCUGGAGAAACAGUGGAAACAUCCUGUUCUAAAUGCGUAUGUCAUCGUGGUUAUUUUAACUGUAGCUAUUCACCGUGUCCAGCUGUGUGUACCAUCUACAGCGACAGACAUUACCACACUUUCGAUGGACUGGAAUAUGACUACCACUCAGACUGUCAGGUCUAUCUGCUCAAAAGUUCAAGAGAGACUGAAGUAUCCAUUGUUGCCCAAAACAAGGACUGCUAUGAGAGUAGCAUUGUGUGCAUGAAAACACUGGUCAUACACGUGGGACUUACAAAGAUCUACUUCAAGGACAACUCUGGCAAUCCUAGCCCAUCCACUGUGGUAGGUCGAGAGUCAGCAUUUGAGCUGUGGAAAGCCGGCUUCUACACUGUGGUGCACUUCCCUGAUCAGGACCUGACCAUCCUCUGGGACCGUAAGACAACCGUACAUAUCAGAGCCGGGCCUCGGUGGAAGGGCCUUCUCGGUGGACUAUGUGGAAACUUCGACAGCGUGACUGUCAAUGAUAUGACCACGUCGAGCAACAUGGAGGUCAACAAUGCGCAGACCUUUGGAGAUAGUUGGGCGCUGGGACAGUGUCAAAGUGAGUACGUAGUGGAGCGACCAUGUGAAGCUGACUUGGGGAGACAACCAUACGCCAAGCGAGAAUGUGCACUUCUAUACAGUGACGUCUUUUCAUCUUGUCACAAUGUGGUGGAUGUGGCCUGGUUCUACAGAAACUGCCUGACCGACACUUGCAACUGUGACCGAGGGGGUGACUGUGAGUGUCUGUGCACAUCCAUCGCCGCCUAUGCUCACAAAUGUUGCCAACAUGGCAUCACUGUACACUGGAGGUCGCCCUCUGUGUGUCCCCAGGAUUGUGAAUACUACAACCAAGCAUUAGGUGACGGGCCGUAUUCCUUGGUGAGCGCUGUCCACAAUAACACAAUGAUAGGAGUGAAUCACACCAGUGGCUCAGUAUUUCCUCUGGUGAGAGACACAUCAGGCCGUAUGCCUGCCCCUGGUCUACUCUUCAACUUUAUGGUGACAGCAGGCCUUCACAGGAACAAGACGUCACGCAUCCCUGUGGUAUCCCUGGAGUCUGCGGAGAGACCCAACUUCUUCCUCAUCGUGUCAGGAAAGAGAUGUGUCCAGCUGGAGCAUUGGAGUCAAGGGGAGGAGUUCAGACAGCGGGCGACAUUCAUCCAGCAUCAAGGAUUGUUUCUGCCUGGUCACAGCUCAUUCGAAGUCGCCAGCCAACCGGGAGUUUUUCUGACACUGACACGCACUGCUGCCCGAGCUCUGAGAUAUGACACCUCUGCUGGUUUCAAAGCCAGUAGUAGCUUCAUACUCGAUGAGACUCGCUUUGUCAUCCCCUACCGGAUGAUGUGUGAGUGGCGCUAUCAGGCCUGCGCCAGCCCAUGCGUGCGCACUUGCAGUGACCCAGAUGCUACACACUGCAACUUCCUGCCUCUAGUGGAGGGCUGUUUCCCACGAUGUCCUAAGAACAUGGUCCUAGAUGAGAUCACUAGCAGAUGUGUCUACAUAGAGGAUUGCGUAACUCUUCCCCCGACUCCCACCCCUUUUGCAUUCGUGACGCGGCCCGACAUUACUACAUCGCCACUCACUACACUUUUAACAACGAGGCAUGCAAGUAUCACAACCACUACAAGUACCACUAGUGUGCUCACUACGUCUUCCACUAUCAUGAAGCCAUCCAGUAUUGCCACUACUUUGACUCCAUUUCCUCCUGGGAUCCCCACCACUACAAUUCCCCCCACAAGAACACCCACUAAAACUCCUCCAACACCCUCAACCACUACAACAGAGCCUUCUACAUCACCCCUCAUUUUUACUCCAACCCCUUCAAUUACAACUGUUACUGCACCAUUAACACCAGUGCCACCCGUGCCCAUGACAUCAACGCCUUUUUCCAUCAUCUCCCCGGGCAUCACGACCACAGCAACUCCACCUCAACCCGAGCCUGCUGACACUGCCGCGAUCACCCCUGCAGAUGCUUCUACGGUUGCUGUGGCAACGUCUGCACCAAUUGACACAAGCACCCAACAAGUGAUUACAGAAAUAUUCACGAGUGAGGACAUCUCUCCAACAAAAGAGGAUGUGUCGACCAUAUCUCCGUUGUUUAUGCCCACAACACCCUGCACUCCCCCAUAUGUGUUCCGAAUCAACGAGUGCGCGGAUCUCAUCUGUUUCAACGGGCAGCUGCUGCUUUAUAAUGCAUCCCUGCAUUGCCGCGUAAACACCACCAGACCCCAGUGCAGCCUCCUAGGCCUGCCUGUCCUCAUCAACAUGGACCCCUGCUGUCCACAGUGGCAGUGCCCUUGUCGUUGCACCGUGAUGUCCGACCUGCGCGUGAUCACGUUUGAUGGCAACAAUGUGGCCUUGUACGAUAAUGGCUCCUACAUCCUGGUUAAGCUGCCGGGAGAAACAAUUGUUGGCACAGUAGAGAAAUGCCCAACCAGCCAGAGCGUAAACUCAAUCAGAAGACCUAGCGGAACAGGUGGAACAUCUGGUCUAUGCUUGAAAAAAUUAAAUAUCACCACCUCUUCCGACCGCAUCAUUAUCAAUCGACUGGAUCGAAAGGUAACAGUGAACUACAGGUCACCUCGGCUGCCAUUUUCCCUUCACUCUCUUCAUGUGGAAGACACUGGCACAAUGUAUCUUAUCAAAACGCCUGCCAACGUCAGCAUACAGUGGUAUCACAGCACUGGGAUUAUGGUGCUGCAGUACAUCACGCCAACUGAAGCGUCUGUGCUCACUCAAGGCCUGUGCGGUUGCUGCGAUGGCAACCCGGACAAUGACCUGAGGUUGCCUAAUGGCAUUGUAGUGAGAGAGGUGGGAGACAUGAUGCUUUUCCUGCAAGCUUGGAGGGUCCCUACGCCUGAUGAAAGCGAGCAUACUCGCCGGGUCGGAGACAACUGUACCAUAGGGGACUGCUCCAUUUGUCUUUACAUGCUUCACCAGAGAGCCUUCACGCCAUGCCAUAGCAAGGUGCCUCCAAACCAAUUUUGUGACAUUAUGUGGGCAGGCGACCUGCACUACAAGGACCACCAGUGCGACUUCCUGGCAGCGUAUGUGGCCGUCUGCUACACACAUCAAGUGUGCGUCAGCUGGAGACGACACAAUUUCUGCCCUCUUCGGUGCCCCCCUGGAAAGGAGUACCAACCUUGCGUGAACACCUGCACCAGCCUCACCUGCCUAAACAGGGACUACUACAAGGAGACCGCCUGCCCCUUCAUCCGAGAGGAAUGUGUGUGCCGCAGCGGGACCCUCUUGCAUCGUGCCGAUUCCCCACACUGCGUGACUGAGGAUCGCUGCGCAUGCACAGACAACGAAGGCAGGCCCCGGGCAUCCGGCGAGGUGUGGAACGGCUCCACUCAAAGCUGCUGCCUUUAUAAGUGCAUAGAAAAUGGCUCAGUGAUCGCUGUGGAACCCGACUGCGGCUUUAUCCCGACGCCGAUAUGCGAGAGGCAUGGAGAGUAUGUGCUGGAUGUUCUGGAGGAAGGUGCCUGUUGUCCCAAGAAGAUCUGUGACUGCAACAUGACCAUAUGUGACAUCGAAGCACCAGCUUGUGAAGAAGGCGACCGGCUGGUGAUUGGUUAUAGUGCACUCUCCUGCUGCCCUGAGUACAGAUGCGAAUGUGACCCUGCAGCUUGCCCGUCUGCACCUUCUCCCAGCUGUAGGGAGGACCAGUUUUUAGUGGAGAUUCGAGAGGAGAAACGGUGCUGCUAUUCUCACCUCUGUGUGUGUGAAUCAUGCAUGGAGCCUGUUCCAGUCUGCUCGCAUGCAGAAAUCCUGGCUGUGGUUCUGAGCACCACCAACAGCUGCUGUCCACAGUACCACUGUGUGUGUGACAUCAACAAGUGUCCUGAGUCCUCUGUGAUCUGUGCACCAGGUCUUACGGUGGUCAAAACCACUGUACCAGGCAAUUGCUGUCCGCAGCAGCAUUGUGAAUGUCAAUGUGAGGACAGUGCUCUCCAAGUGUGCCAGCUUGGGGAGGUUCUAUUCGAGGUCCCAGACAUCAGCAACAGCGACUGUGGCUGUCCUCGACACGUGUGCCAGAAAGCAGAGGUGUGCCUUUACCUAGGGGUGACUGUGCUCGGACCGGGCCAAUCCCUUGUUCAGUACUUUGAGGCGGAGAUUUGUUCUACUGUCCACUGCUUGCAUCACGAAGACCCCAACACUGGCUUCUACGCCAUGGAAAUCAUCUCAGUCAACUGUUCCCAGCAAUGUGAACCUAACCAGAUAUACGUUUCAUCUACUGACCCUCAGGUGUGCUGCGGCUCCUGUAAAAACAUCUCCUGCAUAUUUACCAAUGACAACGGGACCAGCGAGCUAUUUGCUGUAGGGAGUUCCUGGGUGGAGAACUGUACGCGUUACGACUGCAUGGAGACGGCUGUUGGAGCAGUGGUGCUGGCCUCUGGCGUUGUAUGCCCGCCUUUCAAUCACACACAAUGCAUUCAGAAUGGUGGUGUGGUUCAGACCUAUGUUGACGGCUGCUGCAGGACAUGUAAAGAGGAUGGUAAGACAUGCAAGCGAGUGGCUAUCCGGACCACAAUACGUAAAGAUGACUGCAGGAGCCACACACCGGUGACAGUCUUCUCCUGUGAUGGCAAAUGUCCGUCGGCCACUAUCUUCAACUUCAAUAUCAACAGUCAUGCCAGGUUCUGCAAGUGCUGCCGCGAGAACGGAUUGCAGUCUCGCUCGGUGGUGCUCUACUGUACACGCAACGCCACCGCCGUGGAAUACCACUUUCAAGAGCCGCUAGACUGUACUUGCCAGUGGAGCUGA